AAAAAAAAAAAAAAACCCCUCCUCGAUGCGUCAGUAGGAGUUCAAAGACACGUACUCGGAAGGCACGUUCGCUCGCCGCAACGCUCGUUCCCUCUUCACCUCUCUCCCCUGGUCGAGCGACGGUCGACCCAGCUUUGUCACUGGCUGCUCACGUUCGUUACAUUCCGCGAUUCCGAUUUCGGUCUCCAUGGUCACUGUUAGAUGAGCAACAAUAAUAGGAACGAUAAUAGCUCGCCAACGCCAGGCGCGAAAUACAGAUCAACAUUGUCGACAACAACGUCGACAAAACAGGUCAUUGCUCUAUCUGAGUCACCGCUCCAAUUUAUCAAGCUUUGGUGGCUCAACGGGCUGUCAAAUCCGCGCGAGACAGGGUGCACGCUUCUAUACCCCUGGCUGCACAGAUUUAUGGCCCCUAAGACCAUGGAACACGUUCGCUCGACGGCGGAACGCCGACUGCGUCCGCUACGCCUGCCUUCUGCCAGGAUCAUGGGACACGUGAACAACACCUCCUAUGACGCCGUUCUCGAGUCAUUUAGGUUGCGUGGUGUUGCUCCAGACAUGCCCGAGUGCUGGGGCCAUCGUGGAGCUUCCGUUGCGUUCCCUGAAAACACCAUCGCCUCGUUUGAACGUGCAAUCCGAGAUGGCUCCGAAGGUCUCGAGAGCGAUGUCCACAUCACCGCGGACGACGUCAUCAUCAUGUUCCAUGACGCCGCCCUCGGUCGCACCACCGACGGCAAGGGCCUGAUCAAGAAUCAAAAUUGGGACGGCAACAUCGAGAAUAUUCGCACUCUCAAGCAACCCUUCCAACAAAUUCCUACGUUCCGCCAAGCCUGUGAUCUCCUGAUGCGGCCAGAGAACCAACACGUCAAGUUUAAUAUUGACAUCAAGCCCGACAACCAGCCUGAGCGCCUCUUCAAGCUGAUGAAGGAGAUUGUCGAGUCGUACCCGGAUUUCGAGUCAAAGCUUGCGCCGCGGCUCAUUCUCGGCCUGUGGCACCCCAUCUUCCUCGACGCCGCACUCAAAUUUGUGCCAGCGCUUCGCCGCGUUCACAUCGGCGGCAGCCCCAUGGCGGCUCGCACCUACUUUUGGAACCAUUGUGACGGAUUCAGCAUGUGGUUCCCCAGCCUCGUCGGUGCAGACGGACAAGCCUUCCUCCAGGAAGCCCGUGAGGCAAAGAAAGACGUCUUUGUGUGGACCGUCAACCGUCGCGACGAAAUGAUCGAGGCAACUCGGUGGGGGGUCAAGGCUAUCCUGACUGACAAGACCGACAUGUUCCAGGAGGUGCGCAAGGACAUGGCGUCCGACUACAUCAGCACGAGAAGCGAGCAGGUCGGCCUCUUUUUCCGAUGGGCGUCCUGGAAGUACUACAUGUUCCCCAUCUUCUUCUACCAGACUUUGUGGAUUUCGCAAAUCGAAGGCCGGGCAGGCAUCUCUUUCAAGGAUGGAAGGAGCAAGGAAGAUGGCGCUACUAGAACAAGCCCGGUCUCGAUUCUCGACGAGAAAACGAUGCCGCUCGAUGAUGCACCGGCAGCACCUCCCAUCGCCCCCACGCCCAUCUCAGCCACUGCUUGAUCUCUUUGACUCGACAUUCACCUGCUGUAUAAUUAUCGCGAAACGUUUCUUCCCCCUCUCCCGUGCUCUUUUUAUCAUUUAUCAUCUCAUAAACUAGAAAAGCUUCCAGAUCAUGUCAUCAGAGUCACCGACCCUUCUCAAUACAUCAACACAAAGCGUCCAGGACGCUUCCAUCAGAGC
Acaromyces ingoldii is the source of this 1752-nucleotide messenger RNA. RefSeq names its product PLC-like phosphodiesterase. Lineage: Eukaryota; Fungi; Basidiomycota; Exobasidiomycetes; Exobasidiales; Cryptobasidiaceae. Gene Ontology annotation, molecular function: phosphoric diester hydrolase activity. Gene Ontology annotation, biological process: lipid metabolic process. Bases 406 to 1572 code for a protein of 388 amino acids. The record is from RefSeq and is a predicted model, not a curated record. The transcript is spliced from 7 exons.